Rhopalosiphum padi (bird cherry-oat aphid) is the source of this 1437-nucleotide messenger RNA. RefSeq names its product protein catecholamines up-like. Gene Ontology annotation, molecular function: zinc ion transmembrane transporter activity. The record is from RefSeq and is a predicted model, not a curated record. Gene Ontology annotation, biological process: intracellular zinc ion homeostasis; zinc ion transmembrane transport. Bases 305 to 1414 code for a protein of 369 amino acids. Gene Ontology annotation, cellular component: membrane. Lineage: Eukaryota; Metazoa; Arthropoda; Insecta; Hemiptera; Aphididae. The transcript is spliced from 5 exons.
UGUAUUUGUACGUAUUUGUUUAUGAGAUUCAUCAUAAAUCAUAAUCGUUGACAUUCAAUGACUUAUUGAAUAUUUGUAAAUAUUGGGUAAAGGCUUAACUUAGUACUAGUUAAUAAAAAUGCAAAAAUAAUAAAUAUACCUUUAUUAUUUAUUUUUAAUAGUAUUACUGAUAAGUAACAAUAUUAUAUCGGUCUGGCGCAGAAUUCUACAUCACCCGUAGAUACCUACAUUAAGGGUUUCCCGUUUGUCGUCGGUCCGUGUCCGACAAACCAAAAUUACCCGGCGAAUCAGCUGACUUAUAAUCAUGCUGUCAAAGAAAUGCAUCAAGUACAUUUGCUGGACACUGAUAUUCGCGUUUGUGUUCCUCGGACUGCCGAAACUUUGUUUGAGCCACGGACACCAUCACCACCACCACCACGAUCACGAACACGAUCAUGAUCACCAUACCGCCGAUCCCGUGUCUGCGCCGAUUGUCGACUCGAUGCUUUGGGUCAAAGCAUUGUCAUCCACCGUGGCCAUUAGCGUACUGCCGUUUUUCGUGUUGUUCUUCAUACCAAUCGAUAACAAGGACGAACAUAAGUCGUUUUUGAAAGUGCUAUUGAGUUUUGCGUCUGGUGGAUUGUUGGGCGACGCAUUCCUUCACUUAAUCCCACAUUCAUUGUCCACACAUCACCACCACAGACACGGUGAUCAUCAUCACAACGAUGACCAUCACCAUGAUCACGGUCAACAUUGUAGUGCCGAUUCACACGGUUCAGAGGGUGGCCAUGACCAUGGCAACGAGAUGAGAGUGGGAUUGUGGAUCCUGGCCGGCAUAUUGGUUUUCUUAUUUGUUGAGAAAAUGGUUCGAGUGAUAAAAGGUGGUCAUAGUCAUUCACAUUCGUCUGUACGCCCCAAGGAAAAGUUGAGUGAUGAUGAAGAUGAAGAUGAUGACAAAAAUGUGAAACUCACAACUCCAAAACAAAGUUUAUCAGUAGCUGGAUGGUUAAAUGUUGUUGCUGAUUUUACACACAAUUUUACUGAUGGACUUGCUAUUGGUGCUGCUUAUUUAGCCGGCCAAAAUAUUGGUAUAGUUACAACAAUAACAGUAUUACUUCAUGAAGUUCCUCACGAAAUUGGAGAUUAUGCAAUUUUAAUUCAAGAAGGUAGCUCUAAGGCAAAUGCUAUGAAAUGUCAGUUAGUAACUGCAAUAGGAGCUAUAUGCGGUACAUUAGUGUCAUUGACAUUUGGAAAAGAUAGCGAAGUAGCAAAUUCUUGGGUUCUACCAUUUACAGCAGGUGGCUUCAUUUAUAUUGCAACUGUAAACGUAAUACCAAGUCUUUUGGAAGACUCUAGUUUUAAACAAUCUAUUAAAGAAAUUAUAGCUUUACUAGUAGGAGUUUACUUAAUGGUUCUUGUUGCUAAAUAUGAAUAAAUAAAACAGUUUUAUAUAGUUUA